This is a messenger RNA of Lactuca sativa (garden lettuce), 1362 nucleotides long. RefSeq lists its product as uncharacterized. NCBI's taxonomy places the organism in Eukaryota, Viridiplantae, Streptophyta, Magnoliopsida, Asterales, Asteraceae. The record is from RefSeq and is a predicted model, not a curated record.
AUGAGUGUUAGAAAGCUAAGAACAACUGUGUCACAAAAUUUUGGCACUCAUGUUAGUGUUGGUCAAUGUAGGAGAGCUAAGAAAUAUGCACUCCAACUAAUAGAUGGUACCCUAGUUGAACAUUAUGCAAAGUUAUGGUCGUAUGCAGAAGAGAUUAGGAGAUCAAAUCCAGGUAGCACUAUGAAGCUUGAUGUAAAUCAUAUGCCAGAUGGGAAGAACUACUUUGGUAAGUUCUAUGUUUGCUUUGAUGCAUUGAAGAAGGGGUGGAAGGAGGGAUGCAUGAAGAUAAUAGGUUUAGAUGGUUGUUUCCUUAAAGGGAUCUGUAAAGGGGAGUUAUUAUGUGUUGCUGGAAGGGAUGCAAACAAUGGGAUUUAUCCUAUUGCAUGGGCAGUAGUAUGUGUGGAGAAUAAGGAAAAUUGGAGGUGGUUUUUGGAUUUACUCAUUGAUGACUUAGGACUUAAUUCGGGCUAUGGAUACAGUGUAAUAUCUGAUCAACACAAGGGUUUGAUUGAGGCUGUGAAAGAACUCCUUCCAUAUGUAGAGCAUAGGCAGUGUGGCAAGCAUAUUAGCCAAAACCUUAGGAAAAGGUAUAGAGGUGCCCAAUAUGAAAGCAUAUUCUGGAAGGCAUGUAAAGCAACAACAAAGGUAGAUUUUAAGGUUUCCAUGAAAGAGCUUGAAAUGCUAGACCCAAGUGCUCAUCAGUAUCUGAUGGACAAAGACCCCAAAACAUGGUCAAUGGCCUACUUCCAACCAGGAAGAUGUUGUGAUGUCGUGGAGAAUGGAAUGUCAGAAAGUUUUAAUGUUGUGAUUGUUGAUGCUAGGAAGAAACCAAUUAUCACCAUGCUAUUGGAGUUGAGGAUGCUUUGGCAGCUUAAUGGAAUCGGUUGUGUCCAUUCUGUUACAGCUAUUAGUUUUAUGAAUGGGGAUGUAGAGUCAUAUGUGGACAAAAUGUUUAGUAGCAUCACUUACAUGAAGGCAUACAAGUUUAGGUUAGCACCUAUGAAUGAAAGUAAUUUAUGGCCUGCAACUGAUUACACCCCACCUUUACCUCCUGUUUGUAGAACUAUGCCUGGGAGACCUGCAACUAAAAGGAAAAGGGAUGCAACAGAAACCCCAAACCAGUCAAGUAAAAAAUCAAAGACAACUACCCAAACACAAAACAAAGGUAAGGAGCAGGUGAAUGUAUCCAAGGCUGGGAAAAACCAAAAAUGUAGCCUUUGUAAGAUUGAAGGACACAACAAAAGAGUUUGUACUUUAACAAGGCCUCCUAAAACCAAAGCUAAUAGAAAAACAAAACAGGGUGUAGCUGAAGCGCUCAAUGAGGAUGAUGAAGGUAAUCAAUCUAAUGCAGUCAAUGAUUGA